UCAAGCUUGACACGACUUCCAGGUUUGCUGCAAGAGUCCAUUGAGUGGAAACCACAACCAUGCUGUUCCUUUGAUGCGCGCCGUCAUUCAGGAAAGACGUCAUGUCGGGUAAGCCAAUGUUUACCACGUUUGGGGGAGAUGUAAACAUGACCAAAGCCGGUGCUGUCUUGAGCCUGAUAGCAGAGACAACUUAAGGGCAAAGACAAAGUAAAAUGGGCAGGUGUCAUGCAUCUUCAACGUUCCAUAGUGCCGAUACUGAACAACGUAUAUUCCAAUGGACUCACCCAGUACACUCAACAGUUGGCCCAGCUAUCCACCCAAUCCCCCUGCCGCAGCGAACGAAACAAGCCACUACGCAAUCAUGUCAUUUAUGCUGGAUUUCUACCGGCACACCAUCAUCCUCGUCGACCUGCGCUUCACCAUCCACUGGGACGCGGGCAAGCAGAGUCAGAGAUUCGCUCCCGUAGCCUUCGCCGCCGAGCUUAUCACCGAGGACCCCGACCUAUUCAUCCAAUCGCUCGAUGCCGCCUGCCAGGAGCGGAUCCGUGCCGUCACCAAAUACACGAUGUACCGGUUCGACAAACCCGUCAACUUCGAGGUGGAGCGGUCGUUUGUCUGGAAGGGCUUUGAAAAAGCGCGGCUGUCCAUCAGGGGCCUGAGCCCCGACGAGCUGUGGGCCCAGCUGCAGUUGAUGAAGACGAGGGGAUACCAGGAUUGUGUUCGGGUGGAUAUGGCGGUUGAGAUCGAGGCUGGGGAGGAGCUGAGGGGACAGAGGAUUAUGAUAUCUUCGUAGGUUCAAGUUCAAUGUUACCCCGGAGACGGACGGACGGCCUGGUACGUUCGCACUUUUUUGUUUUUGCAGGCAAGCUGAAAGGGGGCGUCUGGAGCCAGAAAGCUGACCGAAAACUUGCCUCAGAUCAGUAGGUUGAGACCCUGCAGGUUGCAGGUCUGCAGUUCGCAGUGUAAUGUCCGGAAUUCAUACUACUGGCUGGUGUCCUCGCUUGGCAUGCAGCCAUCCACGACCUGCAGGACUAGUUAGCGGAGGCUUCUGGAAUAAUGCUAUUUAUGCAGAUGGACGGCGUUGUGCAUCUGCUGGAGGGGGGCAAAUAGGAGGAUGCCGGCCCAGCCCCUGAGUGACCACAACACGCAAGAAUAGGUGUGAUGGGUGUUGAGCG
Messenger RNA from Chaetomium strumarium, 1175 nucleotides. RefSeq lists its product as uncharacterized. The transcript has 2 exons. The coding region runs from base 275 to 793 and encodes 172 amino acids. Lineage: Eukaryota; Fungi; Ascomycota; Sordariomycetes; Sordariales; Chaetomiaceae. The record is from RefSeq and is a predicted model, not a curated record.